ACGCGUUGCAUCUACAACAAACGGACAGGAUUGCGUAGCGUAUCGAUCCAACGGUCACGUUUUAAAUCCCAAGUGCAUUCCGUCAGCUAUAUAUGCAUUCACUCUAAAUUCUCCUGUAAAUUUAUAUCUUUCGACCCGAUCAUCAGCUUACAGGUGAAUAUGGAAAGUAAAACAGAAAUCUUAGCAAUCUUCCUCUUGUUAUCAACCCUUUUGUGUAUUCGGGCCUUUUCGACAUCAAAUGAUGGGCUCAUUAGGGUCAGUUUGAAAAAAGUAAAAGUUGAUGAUACCAAUAGUAUUGCUUCAAACCUGGAUUUGGAUGAGGGGGAUUCAUUAUUAGACUCUAUUAUAAAAUAUAAACAAAGUGGUGAUAAUCUUGUUGAUCCACAAGAGCCCGAUGUUGUGUCACUAAAGAACUAUAUGGAUGCUCAAUACUAUGGUGAGAUCGGCAUUGGCACCCCACCACAGAAGUUUACUGUGAUAUUUGACACCGGAAGUGCUAAUUUAUGGGUGCCAUCUUCAAAAUGCAGAUCGCUACCUUGCCUUUUCCAUUCGAGAUAUAGGUCAGAUCGGUCGCAGACCUACAAAGCCAAUGGGACACCUGCUGCUAUUCAAUAUGGUACUGGAUCAAUAUCUGGGUAUUUUAGUGAAGACGAUGUCCAAGUUGGUGAUCUUGUUAUCAAUGAUCAGAUGUUCAUCGAGGCAACACGGGAGCCUGGUGUGACAUUUUUAGCAGGGAAGUUUGAUGGUAUCCUUGGGCUUGCAUUCAAGGAAAUAUCGAUUGGCAAUGCUGUCCCAGUGUGGGAGAACAUGGUGAAUCAACAUCUGGUUAAGGAUCAGGUGUUUUCAUUUUGGUUGAAUCGGAAAUCUGAAGACGGAGAAGGAGGUGAAAUCGUGUUUGGUGGUGUUGAUCCAAAACACUUCACGGGUGAGCAUACUUACGUUCCAGUCACACAAAAGGGUUAUUGGCAGUUCGAUAUGGGAGAUGUUCUUAUAGGUGGAAAGCCAGCCGGGUUUUGUACGAGUGGAUGUUCAGCCAUUGCAGAUUCAGGAACUUCAUUAAUAGCAGGCCCAUCGGAGGUGAUCAAGCAAAUAAAUGAUGCCAUAGGAGCCGCGGGGUAUCUUAACCAGGAAUGUCAAAAAGCCGUUAGAUUUUUUGGAGGCCAUGUAUUUGACCAACUUGCAAACGCAGUUGUAAAUGCAACACAGGUUUGUGCCCGUAUUGGAGCCUGUCCUCGACAAAUUGAUGUAUCUAGCAUUGGCAUUAAGAGUGUUGUAGAUAGGAAUGAGGAUGUAUCCUCUGGAUUAGAGACUUCCCCGCCAUGCACGGCGUGUAAGAUGGUAGUUUCCUGGGCGCAUAGAGAGCUGGUGGAGAAUGAGACCCGAGACAGCGUUUUAGGUUUGGGCAGUGAUCUUUGUACUGUGGUACAGAGUCCGUUGGAACAGUCGACGGUUGAUUGCGCUAAAAUUCCUUCUAUGCCUACUAUCUCAUUUACCAUUGGUGGCAAAGAAUUUGAACUUUCUCCUGAUCAGUACAUACUUAAGGUUGGUGAAGGCGCAAGUGCGAGUUGCAUUAGUGGUUUCAUUGCAUUGGAUAUCCCUCCUCCACGUGGCCCACUCUGGAUAUUGGGUGACACUUUUAUGCGUCCUUACCACACCGUAUUCGAUUAUGGUAACGUACGUGUUGGAUUUGCACAAGCGGUAUAGAACAGGAUGUCCUAAUAAAAGGUGGUACUAGUUCUCAUGAACCCAUGUAAAAGUGCUAUGUUUAAUAUAUGUAAGAUUGUGAUUACAUAUACCUUAGACAUUCUGGACUUGAUGUUCUUCGAUGCAAUCGAUUAUUGUUUCGUCAUGAA
Molecule: messenger RNA, 1853 nt
Organism: Helianthus annuus (common sunflower)
Lineage: Eukaryota; Viridiplantae; Streptophyta; Magnoliopsida; Asterales; Asteraceae
Product: phytepsin
Exons: 14
Coding region: 160-1704 (514 amino acids)
Biological process (GO): proteolysis
Molecular function (GO): aspartic-type endopeptidase activity
Source: RefSeq, a predicted model, not a curated record